Messenger RNA from Cylicostephanus goldi, 1653 nucleotides. Lineage: Eukaryota; Metazoa; Nematoda; Chromadorea; Rhabditida; Strongylidae. The record is from the annotation of a GenBank genome assembly.
AUGUUCUUUUCAGAAUCUCGAAUUCCACCAUCAGUUCGCAGCGCCGUGUCACCACGUCGCUCAUUUCGGCAAGCCAGACAAUGGCCACCACCGCCUUCGGCGCCCACACCUCGUUACUGGCAGAUCAGUCCUGCUAUGCAGUUUCGAAAAAAAGACGAGCACGAGCCUCUAUCGCUUCACGAUUUGAUCGAGCUGACCGACAGGGAGGAAUCGGAAUCGCCGAAGCCUGCACGUAGAGCUAGGCCAAGGCGAGAUCGUCAGCGGGCAGCUACAGCGCCUGUCGGGCAAAUUGCGCACUCGAAAAUCUUCGAGAAGAACAGAACAGGUGACGUAGCGAUCAAGCAGGACGUGGCACCGCAUCGUGAAGAGGAAGUGUCGACCCAGAUAUUUUUGGACAAAGCUGAGACGACUACCAGAGUGCAGGGAAUUGUGUCAAACUUCCCACUCAGCGCAGAGCUCCGAACUCAAUGUCCCGCAGAAAAACAGCCAUCAACUCAUCAAAUUCAGGUCCCGGCAGAUGUUCCUGACAUGCAUUUGUCGGAACCCGAAUGGGACACUCACUCGAUACAGGCGGAUGUGCCACUAGAUCAGUUCGAAACGUCUUCUUCACUGCAUGUACCACAUACCAUAGAUUCGAGCACCUCGCCCAUUCCAACAAUCGAGUUACCCAGAAGAAAAUCUCUUCCAGACAAUACUUCGCAUGAUGUAAACUCGGAUUUCAUUCGCGCGCUCUCUCCAUGUCCUUUUAAGGUCCCACAAUAUAAGGAGAUAAUGCUUGAGCCCAUCACUGAAGUGUCAACUGAGCCAGCCCGCCCAGUUAUCCGCACCCCGCAACCGUCGGAACACCUUUCGCUGCUAGUUGGAAUAAAUACCACUCCCAGACCUUUUGUGAAAAGUCGCUCUGAGGAAGAUGAAGAAAUUAUAUCCAACAAAUCGCAGCCUCAGAAAAAAGUUGACUUUUCUAAGCCUACAGUAAUCCUUAGCGCAUGGAGGAAUGUUCCAGAAGUAGUGGAUGAGUCAGAUAUCGUCACGGAGAUAUUUUCACCUGCUAGUCCAGUACAUUCACCACCAGUAGAAAGAGAAGGUGAUUCAGAAAUGUUAAACAGUUCUAAUGCACAGUAUGAUGGCGAUGAAUCUGACAUCUACGACAAUAGAAGUGAAAAUGGUUCGAUUGCAAAUUCAGAAAAGGCAAAUCUGCAUCAACGGUGGAUUCAGGAAGAGGAGGAAUUGACGAGAAAGGAAGAAAUGGAGGAAGUGACUGGAGCAAGAAAGGCGAAGGAACCUAAGGAACUAAAGGAGCCAAAGGAGGAGUGGCGACAGCAUGCGAUGUCUCUUCUGAAUGAUGAAAGUCAGACGGAAAGGGAUUAUGCCAUAGUUGCCGCAUUAAAUGAACGUCUACAAGGUUUAAGAGACAUGGAAGAAGCUGAUAGGCAGAAGGCGAUUGAAUGUAUCGAAAGGCAUCAGAAAAAUCUGGAAGAACAACAGGAUCAGCUUAGUGUGCUGCUGGAUAGCGCUAUAGCCUAUUUGAGAAAUUUGGACACGAGCAAAUCGAGCAAAAAGACGAGUGAAGCGCCGUUAGAGCCUCCUAAGGAAGAGAUACCAAUCCAGCCAAGUGAUGUCAAAUCUACGGUAGAUGUGAAAGUUGAUAGGUAG